UCAGCCAGCAGAAACCAGUGCUACCGCAUACCGCGUCCCCGUCUGAUAACCCGUGCGCAUUCAAUCGAAGACGCGUCGUUUCUCCUCACUCGUGCCGUCAUGAGGGCUAAGCUGGAGAUCCUGGCUCUGGUUCUGGGCUCGAUCGGUCUGGUCGGGAGCAUCGCGGUGACCUUCAUGCCCAUGUGGAAGGUGACGGCCUACAUCGGGCCCAACCUGAUCGUGAUGGAGACGCUGUGGGAGGGGUUGUGGAUGGCCUGUAUACGGCAGGCGGACUUCAACAUGCAGUGCAAGGUCUACGACUCUCUGCUCAUUCUGCCGGCGGACAUCCAGGCCGCCCGCGGGCUCAUGUGCGCCUCGGCCGCUCUCUCCGUCCUGGCCGUGCUGGUGUCCGCCUGCGGGAUGAGGCCCGCCGACCGCUGCCGCCCGGACUCCCGGGGGAAGAAGGUGGUGCUGCUGGCGGGAGGCGCUCUGUUCGUGGUGGCCGGCCUCGUCACUCUCGUCCCCGUCUCCUGGUCCACUCACUCCAUCGUCAGAGACUUCUACAACCCUUUGGUGGUGGAGUCGCAGAAGCGGGAGAUCGGACAGGCGCUGUAUGUGGGCUUCGCAGCGUUCAUGUUCCUCUUGAUCGCGGGGGUGGUCCUGCUGUGCCGGUACGGGAAGGACGAGGAGGAGGAGAAGCCGUACGAAGCAGUGGAAAAGGACAAGGUGGAAAUGAGCAUGCUGGGACGGACAACUUCUUCUAAAUCAUACGUCUGACGUCCUGCUUUUAUGUUUCUUGGCCGUACAAAUCCUGGUUAAUUUCGUUAAAUGAUCCUCGUAAACUACCUAAAAACAUUGAUUAGGAUUGUAUAUUAUAUUUACGACAUUUUGUGUUGCGGUUAUGUUCUUGUGCAUCCGUAAACACAUGAUUUAUUUGGGAUUUUGUUUUGCAUUAUUCAAGAGUGGCGAAUGGCUACUCACUUUGUCUGUGUAAUCUUUAAAAUAUGUGCUUUAUUUGCAAAAAAAAAUCAUUUGCACAAUUCAUUUACUGUAGUUCUGUGUUUGUAGGAAAAUUAUAACUUAACUUGCAUCUGCAUCUUCAAAGAUAUAGACAUUUAGUAAAACUGUCGGUGUAAUCUAAAAAAAUGCAUUAUUUAUGCAAACAAGUUACAUAUAUAACUAUAAAAAGUUUUAGAAAAAAGUACUUUUACAUAAUAUAUAUAUAUAUAUAUUUUGUGUAUACUUGUAAUAAACUAGUGCUA
Molecule: messenger RNA, 1241 nt
Organism: Puntigrus tetrazona (Sumatra barb)
Lineage: Eukaryota; Metazoa; Chordata; Actinopteri; Cypriniformes; Cyprinidae
Product: claudin-8-like
Exons: 1
Coding region: 100-756 (218 amino acids)
Biological process (GO): cell adhesion; bicellular tight junction assembly
Cellular component (GO): bicellular tight junction; plasma membrane
Molecular function (GO): structural molecule activity
Source: RefSeq, a predicted model, not a curated record